CUUUGCCACUUUCCGGAGCAGUGUUGAUAAGGAACAUAGCGUGAUACACUGAGGACAUGCUGCUAGGGAACAGUCUGCUGAAACGCCGAACAGGCGCAUUUUAGCAGGACGACGGCAGCCCAUUUCUCCGGCUGAUCUCCACUCGCCUUAUGGAGCUUGAGGAAGAUGGAGCACCCGCUCGGAUUGAACCAGCGGCAGCCUCCAGGUCCCAUACUGCCUCCAAGGUUUAAGAUGGAUGCUGCAGACGAACCCCAAAAAAAGGUAUUUAAAGCUCGUAAAACCAUGAAAACAAGUGACCGUCAACAGUUAGAAGCUAUACACAAAGUUAAAGAGGACCUACUGAAACCCACAGAGAUGAAGCUUGUUAACGGAAACCAUGAAAAUGGUGAUUCAGACAUGAAUUCUAUUCAUAAUGAAACAGACUCUUUGGAGGACAAAAGUGAUCUAAAUGGUAUGAUUGAAAUUAACUGUGACAACAAGCAUGUUGUGAAAGUCAACCUGUCUGACCUCAAGGAUGGCUUAAAUGUUGACCAGGUUAGUGACUUUAAGCUGUCAGCUGAACUUAAUCUUCCUGAAAGUAUAGCUUGUGAAGAUGCAAGCAGGAAUGUGACAAGUGAAGAAGUUAUAAAGACUUUGAAUAGCAAUGAUCCAAUCGCUGAUGGAAAAAUUUCAGCCCUUGAUGACCAAAUUGUUUCAGAAGGGUUGCCAUUGCUUGAGAGCUUACCUGGUGAUGCUGAGUGUUCAGAAGGACAUUCUCAGUCAAACACUCUCAUUGAAGAUGAUGGAAUUGUUGAAAAAUCCUCAAAUGAUUCAGAAGAUGUAAAUCCUGUGGAAACGUCUGUUGAGAAAGAGCGUGCAGAUACAGGCACAUUUGAGAACAUACCUAUUGAUAAAGUAGAGACUGUCCCAGACAUGCAUGAUCUUGAGCCUCUUGAUGCAGAGGGCAUAUUUUGUGAUGACGUAGAAAACUCGGAGAGUUCAAAUAAGGACUCUCAAAAUGAGGAGGAUCGAAAAGAGUUUCAUGGCAGUGAAAUACAGAAGUCCAAAGAGCCUGAAGAAAAUAAUGGGAAGGAGGAAAUUGUAGCAUCAAAUCUACAAGAAAACUUGACUGAUAUGAUGGAUGUGGCAGUAUCUGAUUUUUCAGAGAAAAAAGAUGAAAGCAAACCCGAGGACAUUCCAUUAUCACAGGAUGAUGUUGAAGCCAUAUCCAGCAGUAUGGAGGUUGACCAUACUUUGAAAACUGUAGAGCAGAAUCCAACUCUUGCUGAAGUGUCUCUUGAUAAAACAGUUUCUAAUCCAGAUCCUUGCUCCGAGUCUGAAAGUUUAGAUACUAUGGAAACCGAUGAAAUUAUACCUAUUCUAGAAAAACUGGCGCCAGUGCAGGAUGAUUUACAGUGUUUUUCGAAGUCUGUAUUAAACGCUGAAAAUUCUGUUAAUCAAGAACAAGUUGAAAACUCGGUAGAUUCCCCUAGUAAACAUGUCGGUGAAAGUUUACCAAGUGAGGCAUUUUUAGUUCUUUCUGAUGAGGAAGAACCUUGUGACAUUGCACCAACCCAAGAAAUCACAACCAAUGAUGAUCAAGAUUCUAGUAUACCUACUACAACAGAACCAUCAGCUGUUAAAGAGCAGCAAGAACCACAGGAAAAAGCAUGUGAUACAGAAGCAGAGAAGAGUGAAGUCCCCCAACGAAAGCGGUCAAAGUCUGAAGACUUGGAUGGCCAGAGCUCCAAGCGUAGGCGUUUUGAAGGUGAAGAAUAUGAAGCAGAACUUAAAGUUAAAAUAACUGCAGGUGAUGAUCUCAACAGGAAGUUGCAAAAGGUGAUUCAGAGGAUGUUUGAGGAAAAACUAAGUGCCUUACAGUGUGCAGACUUUGAUAAAGCAAUAGCAGACUUGAAAACGCGAGUGGAAAAAAUUGAAUGCAAAAAACAUGAGAAUGUUCUGCAUUCCAUACAGGCUAAAAUCACACGGCUGACAAAACGCUUUGGAGCUGCUAAAGAAGACCUUAAGAGGAGACCUGAGCAAACCACAGUUAACCAGACUGCAUCACCAGGAAAGUCUGCAGUAAUGGAUUUAACUUCAAGCUCUAACUCCAAUACAGUAGGUUACAGGAGUGCAGGCACUGUGAGACAAAUGUUAGAAUCAAAACGAAGUGUGGGAGAAACAACUUCAGCAAAUUUGCAGAUGUCCACUGCUGUUCCAUCUACAUCGACUACCCCAAACACUUCUACAUUACCAUUAAGGACAUCGGCUGCUUCACAAAUACCAGUCAACCAGCCAUCCAAUAGCACGCUUCAAACCAGAGCACCACCUGAUUGGAAGCUAAUUCAGCAAAAAAUAAAUGCUCAAAACACUCAAGGUGCUCAGUCGAAACCUAAUCCACCAGUUACUUCGUCUCCAGUUAUUCCUUCUGUUCUCUCUGCAUCUAGUACUGCAACAGUUGUUGGAAAUAGUCAAGUAUCAACCAGCAGCACCCAACCAGUGUCUGUUUCCCUCCAGUCUUUGCCAGUUAUUCUGCAUGUUCCAGUUGCUAUGCCUUCCCAGUCGCAGAUCCUUCAAGGUACCACAGGGACAUUGGUGACUAAUCAGCAGUCUGGCAAUGUUGAAUUCAUCCCAGUACAAAAUCAGUCUACAAAUGGUAAUCUUACAAAGACGCCUGUGACCUUACCCGUAACAAAGGCAGUCAACAGUCCUUCAAUGCCUAGCCCAAGCAUUCAGAGGAAUUCUCCAGCCAGUUCUGUUCAAGCUAUCCCUUCAAAUCAUCCAGUUACACUAUCUUCCAGGCAAUCGCUGCCAUCUGUGGGAUCCUCUGGCAACUAUAACCAAGCUAGUAAUCGAAGUGCUGCACAGUUGAAAUCGCCGGUAUCUGGCUUUAACAGUUCAUCUGAAUCAUCUGUUGGUAGAACAGAUUUACAGGGUGGUCGGGCUUCUGCAGCAGAGCCAGCAGCAAACAAGCGUACACCUGAGGGCAGUGCACAGAGUGGUAAAUCUGCAGCUGGUGUUAUUGACCUUACCCUGGAUGAUGAAGGUCCUGAACUGUCUUCUCAAGAUUCAAGAAGGACAAGCUCUGCAACAGUGUCUGCAAAUGUUCAGCCAUCCCAAUCAGUUGGUCGUCCGUCACAGCCCUCCCAGAUUAACAAUCUUCAGUCAACCACACCUGUAGGACUAUCUUCUCAAACUACUAUACAUGUUUUACCAACAGCUCAGACCACGGUUAAUAUAACACAGCGGCCAGGAACACAAGCGGCAACAAGGGCCUCAGCUCCUCGAGCGCCACAUAUGGUUUACACUACAACUACAUUGCCCACUAUCCCUGUACAGACUCCUGUACGUAACACUGUCAUGCAAAAUCAGAACCUACGACAGAUGACCCCACAAGCAGGAGGUGUUUCUGUAAGAAUGCCACAAACCGCUGCAUAUGUUGUAAAUAAUGGAGUGCCUAUGGGCUCUGCACCACAGCUCACAGUUCAUCAUCGCCCCCCACAAGAGCAAGCAAGGCCAAUCCAUCCAGCACCACUUCCUGAGGCUCCACAACCCCAACGCCUUCCUCCUGAAGCGACUUCAACUUCUGCACCUCAAAAACCUCACUUGAAACUUGCCAGAGUUCAAAGCCAAAAUGGAAUUGUUCUUUCGUGGAGUGUUUUGGAAGUAGAUCGUAGCUGUGCUGUAGUAGAUAGCUACCACCUCUAUGCUUACCAUGAAGACCCAUCUGCAACAUCUCCUUCACAGUGGAAAAAAAUUGGGGAAGUAAAAGCAUUACCUCUUCCUAUGGCAUGCACGCUAACACAGUUUGUUUCUGGCAGCAAGUACUAUUUUGCGGUUAGGGCAAAAGACAUUUAUGGCCGUUUUGGACCAUUUUGUGACCCACAGUCAACAGAUGUUAUUUCCACCCAGAGCAGUUAAUUUGGGCCAGUGUUUGUACUACCAAUUGCCAACAUUACAUCAUGCAUGAACUUUGCUUUGUAGUAAUUACUGGGUUGAAAUAUUUCUACCAGUGUAAGAAAAUCGCCUACAACAAAGUACUAGUCUUGGGUCAUUGCCUGGACUGGUCUGCAAAACCAUUAUUGAAACUGUUUCCUCUUUUGUGUUAGUAUGAAUGUCUAUAAAUCUAAACAAAUCUAGAAUAAAACCACUGUAAUUUCACAGUUGUGCAAAACUUGUGCACAUGGCAUGGUUAUAGAUGUAAAAGCAUUUGUAUUUUAUUUUAUAGUGAGAUACAGUGCUUUGGUAUUUGGCGAGUAUAGCUCUUCGAAACAAGUAUUACAGAGUAAUUCAUACAUAUGAAGGCAAAAUUGGUAUUUUGUCCCUGCUGGCUGGGCUAGCUGGUGAGUUUUUCAUGAACAAUUAUCUAUGGCAUUUACAAAAAAACAAGGUCAUGUUUUCGCUAGUGGAUUUGUAUAUGUGUACAUAUAUAAAUAGUGUUUUUUUUUUUUGUGCCUUAAAUUUUACCUAAACUGUUUUCAGUAUUGGGUGUAAGGAUUCUCUUUGGGGAGAAAGUGAAAUCUAUCCACAUCCGAGCGCCAAAGUUUUUUGUUUUUUUCUUGUUCUCCCCCCACCCCCCCAAACAUAAUCCGCAAAUGUUUACUUUGUUUACCCUUCUCCUUUCCCUAUUAAGUUCACGUAUGCUGUAUAGCACAGUGGUCAACAACCUGCAGUUACCUUGUUAAUGUGUUUUUCAGAUGUUUUUAAUAAUAAAUUGAACAAUUCGGGAUUAGUUGCACAUAUUGCCAUUUUACAGUGUGAUUGUGCCUCCAAAAGAUUUUUUAAAUCCUAUUUGGGUAUAAAUGCAUGAAUUAAUAUGUACAGUGCAUCCUCACUAGUAAGUGAGAACAAGUAUUUUUGUAUUAGUAUAGAUUUUCCCGGCUACAACUUAACACUUUCAUUACAGGAGAAAUAGUUUUGUUAGCUAUAAUUCAGAUGAUUUGUCUGUUGUGCAAUGUAAAUCCCACUGUAUAUUUCAGAUUUUUUGUUUUUUUAAUCAAGAAUAUUUGUUACUGCAAUCGCAGUACACAGUUUUUAGGAAUGGACAUUUACUCUCCAGAAACUUGACGCUAGAUUUAACCAACUGAUAAUUCUUCCAGUAAGUUGUAAAUUCACACUCCACCUCCUGAUGUUGGAAAAUAUAAUUUUCAGUAAGUGCUGGGCAUUGGGAGAAAUACUCUGAUUGCAAGAAAUAUUGUUACAUUGUAUGUAAAUAAAAUAUUUUUUACAAAU
This is a messenger RNA of Rana temporaria (common frog), 5211 nucleotides long. It is a transcript of the gene ATF7IP, whose product is annotated as activating transcription factor 7 interacting protein. The transcript is spliced from 16 exons. The record is from RefSeq and is a predicted model, not a curated record. Bases 166 to 3900 code for a protein of 1244 amino acids. Gene Ontology annotation, cellular component: nucleus; transcription regulator complex. Gene Ontology annotation, molecular function: transcription coregulator activity; protein binding. Gene Ontology annotation, biological process: regulation of DNA-templated transcription. NCBI's taxonomy places the organism in Eukaryota, Metazoa, Chordata, Amphibia, Anura, Ranidae.